Messenger RNA from Salvelinus fontinalis (brook trout), 492 nucleotides. RefSeq lists its product as uncharacterized. The record is from RefSeq and is a predicted model, not a curated record. Bases 1 to 492 code for a protein of 163 amino acids. NCBI's taxonomy places the organism in Eukaryota, Metazoa, Chordata, Actinopteri, Salmoniformes, Salmonidae. The transcript has a single exon.
AUGACGUCUUCUUCUGAUUCUGAGCCUCAUCCUGAACCUUCACCUCCAAGGACUAAGCCUCAUCCUGAACCUUCACCUCCGAGGACUAAGCCUCAUCCUGAACCUUCACCUCCGAGGACUAAGCCUCAUCCUGAACCUUCACCUCCGAGAACUAAGCCUCAUCCUGAACCUUCACCUCGAGGACUAAGCCUCAUCCUGAAUCUUCACCUCCGAGGACUAAGCCUCAUCCUGAAUCUUCACCUCCGAGGACUAAGCCUCAUCCUGAACCUUCACCUCCGAGGACUAAGCCUCAUCCUGAACCUUCACCUCCGAGGACUAAGCCUCAUCCUGAACCUUCACCUCCGAGGACUAAGCCUCAUCCUGAACCUUCACCUCCGAGGACUAAGCCUCAUCCUGAACCUUCACCUCCGAGGACUAAGCCUCAUCCUGAACCUUCACCUCCGAGGACUAAGCCUCAUCCUGAACCUUCACCUCCAAGGACUAAGCCCCUGA